Molecule: messenger RNA, 7403 nt
Organism: Oncorhynchus keta (chum salmon)
Lineage: Eukaryota; Metazoa; Chordata; Actinopteri; Salmoniformes; Salmonidae
Product: zinc finger protein 516-like
Exons: 6
Coding region: 724-4113 (1129 amino acids)
Biological process (GO): regulation of DNA-templated transcription
Cellular component (GO): nucleus
Molecular function (GO): DNA-binding transcription factor activity, RNA polymerase II-specific; RNA polymerase II cis-regulatory region sequence-specific DNA binding
Source: RefSeq, a predicted model, not a curated record
UUGCUCGAGAGGAAUCAAGCUCUUAGUGCAUUGAAUGCUUGGAGACCGAUGACUAUCCCUAUGUCACAGUGGUUUCGACUCACUCAAUCAUAUGCACUUCAACAUACAGCGCAUGCUGCUUUCGCCUAUUCUUUGGGAGUGCUUGCAGGAUAUGUUUCGAUCACACACUUGCACACAGGGUGAGGACAGGCUGUACAGAGAGCUCACAGAGAGUGAUGCAACCUGGGAGCUGCUGAUGUGAUGAAAAAUAAAGCCAAAGAAAAGCCAGCCAGUGAACUGAACAGGAGUGGGGACAUGGAGUAACAGUGUCUGACUAUACACAGCCACAGAUAGAGCUCAAUGUGUUGCCAUACACCAUGGUGGAUUCUGUCUGACACAGUGUAAGGUACCCAGAGAUGUGCGAUUCCAGAUAGCGCUUGAUGUCUUCACAAAGGGCCCUAUAGCAGGUGCAUCGACAGUGUUGGAUUCACUGACUGUCACUGCAUGGAUGAAGACCGAUAGAUGGCAUUGGAUUCACUAAGCAAAGAGUGUCAGAUGAACACGGCCUAAAUAGCACUGGAUGCACCCUUACAGUUGGCAGUGGAUGAGCACGGACAGAUAGCAUUGGGAUCGGCUGAUACAGACGGAGAACGCUAGAGCUAGAUGAGCUACUGCAGAUAGCAGUGUAGAUCCACUGUUAGCGAGCUAGCGCAGGCAGGGAGUUGGAGUGGGAGGCAUAGCACCAUGAACCCCAGAGAGAGCGGAGGAGGAGUGGAGGACAUGGAGACCCAGGCGGGAGGGUUGGCGUUGGGGGAAGAGGGUGGCAAGGCCAGCCAUGGAGGAGAUGGAGAAGAGGGGGAAGAAGACAAGGCCUCAGCCUACGACUGCAGCGUGUGUGGCCGCAGCUUCCCCUUCCAGAGCUCUCUGUCGCAGCACAUGCGGCGCCACACAGGCGCACGCCCCUACAAGUGUCCCUACUGCGACCACCGCGCCUCCCAGAAGGGCAACCUCAAGGUCCACAUCCGCAGCCACAAACUGCGCACACUCACUAGCCACCACCCCGAGGAGGAGGAGGGGCCAGAGGAGGAAGAGGAGGGUGAAGUGGGUGUGUCCGAGGGCCUGGACGGUGGAACCAGUCCGACGAAGAGCAGCUCGGCCUGUAACAGGGUCGUCAACGGAGACGCUAACACAGAAGAGGGCAUAGGGAAGACGGCAGUGAGGAGCGUCAAAAGGGAGAAGUGCAGCUCUGAGCAGCGGCCAUAUUGCUGCCGUCUGUGCGGGUACCAGACCCAGCGGGAGGACCAACUCCUCAGUCACAUCGAGAAGGUCCACAUCACAGCCGACAUGGAGGACGAGACUAACCCAGUGAGUCAGGAGGCAGUGGCAACGGAGGGAGAAGCAGGGACUCAGGUCACUGAUGGUGCCUUCCCCUGUGAGACGUGUGGCCAGGUGUUCACACAGGCCUGGUUCCUUAAGUCCCACAUGAAGAAACACGCAGGCCUCCUUGAGCACUGUUGUCGGGUGUGUGGCCGUCGCUUCAGGGAAGCCUGGUUCCUCAAGAGCCACAUGAAGACCCACAAUGGUUCCAAGGCCUCCGGCCGGGGGAAACCCAAGGCAGACUCUCAAGAGGCCGCGGCCACCAUCAACGACGUGACCCAAGAGCCAGAGACCAAUGUGACCUCCACAAGCCUUUACCAGGUUUGCUCCAAGUGUGGCAACCUGUUUCAUGACCGAGAGAGCCUGAGGGCCCACGAGAAGGUCCACAACCAGGCUAAGCAGCCGACACAGGGCCAGAGACCUAGUGACGACGGGGACUCUCCCAGUGCCAAAAGGCGCCUCUUGGACUACCUCAGCCUCCGCCCAGCUGCCGAAGAAAAGCCCCAGGAAGAGAAGAGGCGCUUGGGCCAGAGAAUCCCCGAGCUGGACCCAGUUUGUAGCUACCAGGCCUGGCAGCUGGCUACUCGGGGCAGGGUUCUGGAGCCUGUGGAGUCACACAGUAUAAAAGCUACGGUAGGUGGAGAAGGGGACGAGGCCCUGGCUGGAGGGACCGUGGUGUACGAGAAGGAGAGCAGCCGCUACAUCCUGGAGGGUCAGCAGAGGGAGAGACGCUCAGGGAGACGCAGCAGCGCCAGCGGGGGAGGGGGUAGUAGCCACCACACCUCCCCGGGGGAGCGCACCCCCGAGAGCCUGAGCGACUCGGAGUACCGUCCUUCCUCCCGCCAGGGCCGACGUCCCUCGUCCUUCCAGCAGAGCCAGGCCAAGUCCACCGAGUGCUUCGAGUGCGGAAAGGUGUUCCGCAGCCGCCACCAGAUGAUUGUGCACCAGCGGGUCCACCAGAGGCGAGACGGGGGCAGGGGUUCCGGGUCCGGAGGGGACAACAGGGCAGGGCAAGGAGUGGACCGCUGGGGAUCCACCAGUGACCCUGAAUCAGGCUCCCCCAGCAGGCCCAGCACCCCAGGGUACGGGAACUCACCACCAGCCUCCACCCUAGGAGAGGACGCCCCUGAGAUGAGCACCGCCAAUGCAGUCCAACUGGCAGAUGAGAAGCCUUACGUCUGCAGCCUGUGUGACUUUGUCAGCACAGAGUCCUCUGCCUUCCUCUCCCAUCUACGUCUCCAGCACACCUGUGACGGCCGCCCCAUUCCAAUUCCCAACCCCAGCUCCAGCUCUGAGAGAGGCACCCCCAGUAGCUUCCCCAAGCUGAAGAGGGCCCUCCUCGAUGGGCUUGCUCAAUCCUCUGCCCCCCACCCUUACCUCUCUGCCCGGCCGUCAAGAGACAAAUGCACCGCCGAGAGCAGUUCACCCACUGACCCUCACCAUGUGGCUCCUCUGGACCUGUGUGUGAGAGCCGAGGGUCACAGGGGCCCGGCCUCCUCAGCCCUUCAGCAGAAGGGCCUGCCCAGUCAUAAGUGCUCCUACUGCUCCCACUCCACCCACUACCUGGAGGUGCUGUGGAUGCACCAGACUGUCGCCCAUCGUAUCAACAGCAGCGCCCUGGCCCCCAAAUGGGCCCUCCUGAAGAAUGGCUUCAAGGGCCCCCGAGAGGGUUUGUCCUCCAGGAGACGCACGGGCCCUCCUCCUGCUCUGGAUGGGAGGGAGUGUCCCCCGUUGCCCCCUGUGGUGCGCACCCCCCGCACACGCCCCCCAUCGUUGAAUGGGGGCCAGAAGAAAGACGGCAGGGACAGGGCAGCCAGUCAACCCAGCACCUCUUCCUCCUCCACACAAGGAUCCUCCUCCUCUGCCUCAGGCUCCCAGAGUGUGCGGCCUCCCAGGGCAGGCAGCAGACAGAGAAGCGAGGCUGUGCCGGAUCAGGGCCACCGCUCUCGCUCCAACUCCAGGCCCAGGGUGGAGAUCUACCCACGGGGAGGCACCUCGACCGGCUCCCUGGAGAAGAGCACUGCGGCCGGGGCUCCCCAGCGACCCUCAGCCCCUAGCCCCAGUGUUGGAGGAACCACCAGGUUGGUGGAUAGGUACAUGUUGCCUCAGGAAGGCCUUGGAUUCAUGCUGUCCAGCAAACAUGGCCUGGCAGAGUACAGCAGAGCCAGGAGCUCGCCUCAGCCCCAGCCCAAGUCCAGCAGCUCCCAGUCCCACACCCAGUCUCACCCCCAGUCCCAGGGCAGACCCAGGGCAGAGCGCUCAGCCCACAACACCACCACGGCAGGCCAGGGCUACGGAGCCUCCCACUCCCAGACACUAGGGAGCGCCGUCCAGGUAUCCUCCGCCUCUUCCUCCUACUCCUCCUCAGCCCAGCAUGCCGAGGUGAAACAGGAGGAGGCACGGAGGGGGGAGACACCAGAGCUGCCCAUGGACAUCUUGAGCUUCCUGAAGAACUGCAACUCCAAUGACCUGGCGACACUCUACCACCGCUGGGGCGCCGCCAACCCCCUACUGGACCCCACAGGGAUGCUGAGGUCUCUGGUUCGACAAGGGGAAUACGGCUGUCAAGAGUGUGGGAAGAGCUUCAGUCAGCCCAGUCACCUCCGCACACACAUGAGAUCCCACACAGUCGUGUUUGAUUAUAACGGACUCCGAGGUGCUGACGCUCAAACCAACCCCUCGGAAGCUCCCAAACAAGGGAGAGACCGUUCCGGUGCCGCCUCUGCCCGUACCGAGCCUCUCAGAAAGGGAACCUAAAGACCCAUGUCCAGAGUGUCCACCACGUGCAUUUCGACAAUGCCCAGUACCCUGAUUACAGACCACCGGGACUGGGCCCCGAGCAGGAGGAGGAGCAGGUUCGGGGUGGUGGUUCUCACCACCUAAUAACAGACCCACCAACGUGACAUCCCCAGGGCCUAAGAUAGAGAUAGAGACUCCAUCCAUAUUCCCAGCCCCUCCCCAAAGACAGCUGAGAGACCUGAGAGAUGUGUCAGAGACACCACCUGACAGAGUGACAUCAGAAUGAACUCACCCCUAUUGCCCUUUUAGAUGAAAUAUUACCAGGACUAUUUGAAAUGUGUUUAAAAAUAAGAAAUAAAAGGAUUUCUUGGAAAGAGAAGAAAAAUCGGACACAACCAAAUGCUGUUUUGUUUCCUCUGUGGACCCAUGGGCAAGGAUGGCAUAGUGCCAUAGUGACGUUCCUAUAGCUUUCCAUUCUCCUAUUUUUCCCCAUUUGAUUUAGAUUGUGAUGAAAUGGUUUUGUGCAUUCCUCAGGACACUGAUCCCUUAAUAACACACGGCAGAAUGGAGCAGCCAAGUUGGUGAUGUUUACACUGACUGAACUGAACUCACUUAGCUAACCCUCCGUUUGCAGCUAACUUGACAAGCUCAAGACGGUGUGUGUGUGUGUGUGUGUGUGCGUGUGCGUGUGUGUGUUCUAUCCUCUCGAGCACCACUAUGAUGAGUCCAGUAUGAGUGGCUGUAUUGAAGUGACCACUACACGAUCUGACUCCGAGGCUGUUUGGCCGGUCAUUAAAGAGAGAGAACACGAGAGAGAGUGAGAGAGGGAAGGAGAGAGGGCUAAUGACAGUGUGAGAGGAGGUGCCUGCUUUGCUGCUCAUUAAAAAGAGUCUGUGCUUUAAAUGGGGGGUAUAAACGAGCGUGCGGUUUUCGUUCAAUUAUUGGGAGGAGAAGAAGAGGCCGUUUUCUGAUCCCUCUGAUCCGAGCGCAGUCCUCCUCCCACACCCACACCUCCAACCUCAAAUUAGACCCACUUACUGAAACCUCUUAGCAGGAAUAAAGUGGUCGGACUGUGGUUCAAGUUGCCCUUACUCUCUUUUCUACUUCAGAGUACACUCCUAAAAGCUAGUCCUCACAGCAGUAGGUUUUUUGGGGGGUUGAGAGGUCAGGCGUCUAGAGCUUUCAGGGAGCAUUGCUGGAGACAGUGUUUUGUUUCUGAUGGCUGCGGAGCCGUCGCAGGGUUGGUGUGUGUGUGUGUGUGUGUGUGUGCGUGUGUGUGUUUUGCCCCUCCUUGAUUACCUCUGCGUAUUAGACUCCCUUUAGACGCUUUGCAUACUACCUCCUUUGCAAUAAAAGCUUGUUUUGGUUUUUGUACAGCCAGGUAUGAAGUGAGGACCAAAGCCAUGCUUGUAUACUGUAUAUACGAUAUAAGGAGAGGCUUCACUGUAACCACAUGUGUGAUGUUUUUCUCAAAGUUGCAUUCACCCUCAUAAAACGCCUCCUGGAUUCAUAGCCAUGCCUAUGACUAUUGGAUUACCUGUUUGUUAGGGCAGACACCAAAAAAAAACACUUUUUGCAACGGAAAACAAAAAUGAGCAUUUCUGAUUGGACAAAUCCAGAAGGGCCCUCCCCGUUUCAGUCCACCUUCUUCCGUUGGGUGCCUAAUGAACACCACCCAGGUGAGGUGAAGCUCUUAAUAAGUUAGUAAUUCUUGUUUUGGUGGGAUGGGAUGUCAACAUGUUUGUUCAGACAAGCAAGACUAUUGGUCAGACAGUCUUUUUGAGCAAGCGUUGUGUACACGCAAGGCCACGCGCACUGUACAAGACACUGCAAAUGGCAAAGUGUGAGACAGAUAGAAGUGAAUUAUCAGCUGUUUAGAACUAAAAGAACGACAAAAAAUUGGGUGGGGAUUCAAAGAUAUGGAAUUAUUGUCAUGGGAUAUAAUACUGUCUACUUUGAGACCUCGGUAGUAGUUUUUACAUGAACACAAGAUGAAACCAUUUCUGUGUCAGUUACUUUAUAUGGUUGGUUGAAUAUGCAUACAACAGUGUGCUUGCGUAUACCUACACAUACUGUACGUGUAUAUUAAAGAUGAGAAUAGUCAAAUACUUGAAACGGAUAAUAUAGCCUAUCAAGUAGUGUCCUUCAUAAUUAGUGCCCUUAAAUACUGUUGUACAGAAUGACCCUUUAAGAUGUACUCCUAAAAUACACAUUUGUACUCCUAAGUGUGACUUAGCAGAUAUGAGCAGACCACCGCGGGAGUGAGAGAGUGAGCAUUUGUGCGUGUGUGUGUAUGUAAAGUGUGUGUGUCUGUAUUAUAAUCUUACCGAACCCGUUACAGCGUUAGAUACCAAAUGGCAUUUCCGGUGCACUUAGUUAGGUUAGUGCUUUAACCCGUUAUAACUGUCUUCUGUCUUGUUCUAUUAUUAUAGACAUCCAUGAUUCAUUUAAUAUCAUUUGCUAUGUGUGUUGUUUUUGUUUAGGCGUUUGUUUAUUUGAUUACACUGCUCAGUUCAGUUUUCGAAUGGAGAACGAUAGGCGCAUAAAUAUGUUUCAUAAAGAGCGUGUUUUUAUUAGUUUCUCUCUCUUUGCUAAAAAAAAUAAAAAGUAGAAUUUCUUCUGUAGAUAGCCAUGGUUACCCUCCCGAAGAACGUGGUGGAAGUCAUUAUUUCUAUUUGGUUGGGGUUUUAACAAUGUCUCCAAGUUGUGUGUGUGUGUUUGCUUUUUAUUUGUAAUUAACUACAUUGUAAUUGUUCCGUAGAUGACAUUAUUUGGAAAGUAUUUGGUUGACAUCCGUAUUUAUUAGUUACAAUGAUCAGAGCAGAAGCAGACAAGGACUCGUUUUAUUUGAUUAUUUUCAAAUGUGUUUUUAUACUUUGUUUUCACUGUCCCCGAUGUGAAAGCUCUACCUCGUCUGAGACCUUCUCGGUUCUGUUAAAGUUGUGUACAUCGGUUGCAGAAAAUGUAAAGUCAUCAUGUCCACAUUAAAUACACAAAUAUGGCACCAUUCAACCGGUUUCAUCAGUCUCCCCUUGCUUGCAUGUGAUAGAAUGAGCAGCAUCCUGUUGGGAUCUGAUGGAAUACUGUCGGCUCCUGAUGCAGUAGGGGAGGGUGGGGUAAGUUGUGCUAUUUUUUUGUUGUUGUUGAAUAUUCAGGAUCACUCCGUCAAGGGAAAUAUAGUAUUCUUUCUAACAAAGAUAUCUACAUAUAUUUCAGGAUGUUGUGUGUCUCUGGAAAUAAUCUGAAUUCAUGUUACCAUUACAGUUUUGAAAAUAUAGCUCGUCCAAUAAAGUGGUCUCUUGGCACAA